This is a messenger RNA of Pimephales promelas (fathead minnow), 2149 nucleotides long. RefSeq names its product protein shisa-5. Lineage: Eukaryota; Metazoa; Chordata; Actinopteri; Cypriniformes; Leuciscidae. The record is from RefSeq and is a predicted model, not a curated record.
CAAAUUUUGUCGGUUCCUUAAUACGCCCACCUACUUAAAUAUUCACGAGGAUCAGUUAGAUUUGGUUAUACCGCAGCUUUACCAGAAGAAGAAGAGAUAUGGCCUCCACCGUCGCGGUUCUUCUGCUCCUGUCUGCGGGUUUAUUCUCAGUCGGUUUUGGUGAUGACUGUAUGAGCUACAUCUCCAGCAGUAACGAGUAUAAGCCCUUUAUAAGAUGCCAGAUUGGGGCGUACUGCUGUGGGACCUGCAAUGACAGAUACUGCUGCAGCAAUUCUUAUAGGAAGAUAACCGAUCAAUACGCGUGCAAAGCUCAGUACAGCAGCCAAACCAAUAGUGUCGCUGGCAUUGUCUCAGGAAUAAUGUCGCUUGUGGUCAUGUGUAUUGUGUUCAUCAUCUGCUGCUGCUGCCCCUGCUGCUGUAUCUAUAAAAUGUGCAGAACACCCACAACUGUGGUCGGAGGAACACAUGUAACCACAAUAGUGAAUACACAAUGCGUUCAGCCAGCGCCGCCUGUCAUGCAGCCCGCUCAGUAUCCAGCAUACAAGCCUGAGCCGACUCAUCCAGGCUACGGCGCUCAGCCUAUGCAGACGGGACCAUAUCAAGGACAGCCAUACGCACCAGGACCCCCACCCCCAUACCACAUGGCCGCAAGCCCUGGAUAUCCCAGUGUUCAGGCUCCAUAUGACGGAAGUCAGGCCACGUAUCCCAUGAUGCCCCCUGCCCAGCCCGGUAGUGCUUAUCCGCCCCCAGUGUCAUUCGAACAGCCGGCCUAUAACCCCGCCUACAUGCAGCCACCGAAGACUGGAUACUAAACCACAAGCGUCUGUCACAUCAGUCACUGUAGGAUUGUGGAGGUUUGACACACUUUGUAUAAGUGGAUGUGUUAUAGUCAAGAGUUAUUUCUGUUUUCUUUUUUUUUUUUUUCUUUUUUAUAUCAGUCCUUUCAUUUUAGGUUUUGCUCUACGACACACUGUAAAAGUAAAGAUUUUUUAUUAAGUUUGUAAAUUAAACAAAGAUUAUUGGAGUAAGUUUUUUAAGAAAAUACCAUUUCGGUCUUUCAAAUUUUCUAAAUUUCCAGUUGAACUCAAUUUGACAUUUCUUUGUAAUUAAUUGUAAAAGUUUUACUAGCGAUUUACUUGUUAAAAAAUAUUUCUACACUAGUUUUAGCUUCUACAUGAGUUUAGCUAUUCUUGUAUUAUAUUGAACUUUAUAAUAUCUUGCAUAUAUUUUGAUAUAAUUUGAUACACUAGAAAAACUAAAAUCUAAAAUAAAACAUGGUCAAGUUGUAUUUUAGUCAAAUCUUUGCAAUUUUGCUGUUGCACAACGCUCACAGAAACAUAAAUGUCUUCAAUUUUACAUUUAUUCUAGCAGGAUCUGUGAUUUUAUUUUUUAAUAAUUUAAAUUCUUUCCUUUGAGGGUCUAAAAUGCAGUCGCAUUUGAAUAACAAUGAGUGAUGCUGAAUUUACAUAAUUUUGUCCGUUGAAAAGUUGAAAAUGUAUUUUAUUAAAUGAACCUUUGUUGAAGCAUUAGGAAACCACAUGUUACAGUUCCCUUUUUUAGAUUUCUGUUUCGGGUUACAUUGUUUUUUUUAAAUGAAGCAUGUAUUUAAACUGCAUAUAUCAUAAACUGUUACAGAUUUUGCAAAUGUUUAACUGCUGUUUUAUAUUUAUAUAUUUCUAUGUGUGUGAGAAAUGUUACAAGUUUGAUUGUUAAAAUAACUAUCUUACUGUCUCUUUUUUAAAAAGCGAAUUUAAAGAAAGGUCUACAGGAGAACAUAAAAAAUGUAAAACUCGACAAAGUCAACAACAAGACAGCAAACCUUCUCGAGAAAAAUAUGCCUAAAUAUUUUGGAUUUUUUUGCAAUGGUUUUUGCAAAUAUUUUGGACUUUUAUGCAAUGUUUGGUAAAGUUACACCACUUGAAUGUGUAUGGGACCCCAUAAACAUUCAACAUUCGCCUACUGGUGAAAUAAAAAAAGGAAUGUAUUUAAAUAUUUCUAAAUUCUGUGUAUAUACUUUUUAACAUUAUUUUUACAGAUUAGUAGCAAGAUUUUUUUUUUACUGUUUUGAAUAUGAUGCUGAAUAUAUUUCAAAUAUGUGUUUCUGUUUUUGAAUGCCUUUUGAUAUUCAAUAAAUUAGUUAUUCCUGCAA